Fragaria vesca subsp. vesca is the source of this 4035-nucleotide messenger RNA. RefSeq lists its product as uncharacterized. The transcript is spliced from 9 exons. Gene Ontology annotation, biological process: signal transduction; protein phosphorylation. Gene Ontology annotation, molecular function: ATP binding; protein kinase activity; protein binding. The record is from RefSeq and is a predicted model, not a curated record. Lineage: Eukaryota; Viridiplantae; Streptophyta; Magnoliopsida; Rosales; Rosaceae. The coding region runs from base 1 to 3789 and encodes 1262 amino acids. Gene Ontology annotation, cellular component: cytoplasm.
AUGCUCCGUAUUAGUGCUAAAAAGAAGUAUGCCUCUGAGGCUUAUGGUCAAAGUAAUAAGAGUUAUGAGCGUGCUGGAAAUUAUGGGAACAAUGGGGUUAUAUCAUUACAGCAGUACAAUUCCAUGGAACCUGGAAGGGAGGAAUUUCAUCCUUCAUCCCAGCAAUAUAUGCCAAACUCUCUGAGCAGUAUGCAUUCUGAUAUGAGGUCUCAUAACCUUAAUACUUCAGAAAUUAAACCUGUACAUAAUUAUUCCAUAACAGGUGAGGAGUUUUCUCUUGAAUUUAUGCUUGAUCGAGUGAACCCCAGGAAGCCUUUGCACCCAAAUGCUGUGGGUGAUCCAAGUUAUGUUACUGACUAUGUUGAACUAAAAGGAAUGUUAGGAAUCAGAGGUUUUGAAAGUGGUUCAGAUGCUUCAAUGGUUGCUAUACCUGAAAGAGGUCCAAACCAGUUUGAGAGAAACAGCUCAUCUUUACAUGAUGGCAGAAAUAACUAUGGAUCAGUUCAAUCAGUACCGCGAGUUUCAUCAGGCUAUGGAAGUAGUCGUGUUCAUGGAUAUACCUUAUCUGGAGCCUCUGAUAGCACAUCAAUGUUAAUGAAGGUUCUUUGUAGCUUUGGUGGUAAAAUUUUGCCCCGUCCAAGUGAUGGGAAGCUCAGGUAUGUUGGAGGUGAUACACGCAUUAUCCGUAUUAGAAAGGACAUUACCUGGCAGGAGCUUAUACAUAAAGCCUUAUCAAUUUAUAACCAAUUGCAUGUAAUUAAGUAUCAGCUUCCAGGAGAGGAGCUUGAUGCCUUGGUUUCUGUAUCUUGUGAUGAGGAUCUGCAGAAUAUGAUGGAGGAAUGUAAUGAAAUAGAAGAUAAAGAGGGGCCGCACAAGCUUAGAAUGUUCUUUUUCUCCAUCAGUGAUUUGGAGGAUCAUUUUGGUCUGCACACUGUGGAUGGCGACUCUGAGGUUCAGUAUGUUGUUGCUGUCAAUGGCAUGGACCUGGGAUCAAGAAAAAGCUCGACCAUACAUGGGUUGACAAGCUCGGUAGCUAAUCAAUUAGAUGAGACGAAUAGACUCAAUAUUCAGAAGGGAACAAGUAGUGUUGUGAAAGACUCAAUAGGGUUAGGUGCUCCAGUUUUGACUGGAAAAAUCAUUUCAGCAACAGCUGCUCAAUCUUCUGAACCUAUUCUGCCAAGCUCUUCACAUGCCUAUGAAGCUUAUCCUCAUUUUCAACAUGGACACGUUAUGCAUUAUGGACAAAAUGUGCAGGACCCAUUGCAGAAUGGCCAUGCCUUUCCAAGUCAAUCCCAUUUUGGAGACACUCCUACUUCAGUGCCACAUCAUGGGAUUCAUGGUAUAAUGAAUGGAGGAGGAGGUUCAAUUGAGGGGCAGACCAGUGGCUCGAGAGAGCGUAACUUUGAGAUGCCAAUGAAGGAGGUACAGCCAUUACAUGAUGGUUCCUUUCAGCAAGAGAGUGACCCUGAAAAACUUCGCCCCUCAAGGAAAGAGCAAUCUGUCCCCAAACCGCUGUAUGAUGGUAAUUUGAUGAACUAUCCUCCUGUUGAAGAAGCAUCAAAAGAUGAAAGGAAGUACCAGGAACCUGAAAAUGUUGCUUCAUCAAUUGAUUCCGGGAUGCUGGUUCACAAUCCUAGUGAAGUGGAUCAUCUGUCCACAUCUAACAAUGCAUUUGCUCCUACCUAUGCUGAAUCAAUGUCCAAUGAGAUUGAUUUGGGGUACCUUGAGCCACCUGUGCAGCCUCAGAGAAUUUACUACUCGGAAAGAAUUCCCAGGGAGCAAGCAGAGUUGCUGAAUCGAUCGUCGAAAUCUGAUGAUUCGCAUGGUCCUCAGUUUCUCGUAUCUCAUUCACGCUCUGAUAUCACCCACCAGGAUCCAAUUACAGGAGUUAAGAAAUUGCAUGAUCAUGCAAAUCUUCCUCCCCGGACUGAACAACAAUCCUCCUCAACUGUAUAUGUGGAUGCUCAAUCUGUUGAUGAUGGACUUGCCCAACUUCAGAAGUACAAAGAGUUUGCUGAUUCAAUUUGUGAGAUGAAUGCUAAGCUUUUGCAAGAUGCAGAUGGUGAAUUAAAGCCAGCAUUGCUAAACCCUGCGGAUACUAAAGAGUUCACAAACAGGGAUAGGAUCCUUAAAUCUGACCAAGAUGCAAACUGCCUGAAAGGUAGCCAUAAGAAACUUGUCACUGACGACAUUGCAGAAGCUGUAUCAGAUUGUCCAACUGUAAGUCAGAUACCUUCUAUGAAGCACCAUGAGGUUCCUGCAUCUAAUCAUUCAGAGCUUAAUCAGGACGAGUCUACUGGCAAGGAUCCAAAUACUGCUGACAAUAUGGGCCAUGCACAAGUUGGUACAUCUACUCCAGUGCAGGGAGACAUAAUUAUUGAUAUCGAAGAACGAUUUCCUCGUGAUUUCCUGUCUGAUAUAUUCUCCAAGGCAAUACUUUCUGAAGGCUCCCCUGAUGUUGGUUUACUGCAGAAGGAUGGAGUUGGUUUGAGCUUUAAAAUGGAAAAUCAUGAUCCUAAGCGGUGGUCAUAUUUCCAAAAGUUGGCUCAAGAAGGGGCUGAUCAACAAGAUGUUUCUCUUAUGGACCAGGAUCUUGGUUUUCCUUCUGCAAUUAGAAAUGUUGAGGAAGACGAUAGUAAAUCGUAUCAUCGUACGCCUUUACCAACAGAUGGAGUUCCAAUGGCCCAUAUGAAUUCUCAGCCUAAUUUUGCAGAAGAUAUUAGCAGGGAAACUGGAUUGCCUAAAGCUAAUUAUGAUCAUCAGCAACUGAAGGAAACUGAAAGUAUGCAGUUUGAGGCCAUGAUGGAAAACCUAAGAGUUCCACAGUCUGAUUAUGAGCAAGGAAAGUCUACAAGUAGAACCGCUGGUUUACCUCCAUUAAAUCCUUCACUGGGAGAGUUUGACAUCAGUACCUUGCAGUUGAUAAAGAAUGAAGAUCUAGAACAGAUGAAGGAAUUGGGUUCUGGCACCUUUGGGACUGUGUAUCAUGGAAAAUGGAGGGGGAGUGAUGUUGCCAUUAAAAGGCUAAAUAAGAGCUGCUUCACUGGGAGAUCAUCAGAGCAAGAGAGACUGUCUGUUGAGUUCUGGCGGGAAGCUGACAUUCUUUCAAAGCUUCACCAUCCAAAUGUGGUGGCAUUUUAUGGUGUAGUGCAAGAUGGGCCAGGGGGAACACUAGCCACUGUAACUGAGUACAUGGUUGAUGGUUCUCUUAGGCAUGUCUUGCUUCGAAAAGAUAGGUAUCUUGAUCGUCGCAAGCGAUUAAUAAUUGCCAUGGAUGCAGCAUUUGGAAUGGAAUAUUUGCACUCAAAGAACAUUGUGCAUUUUGACCUGAAGUGUGACAACUUGCUUGUGAACCUAAAAGAUCCUCAACGGCCAAUUUGCAAGGUCGGUGACUUUGGGCUUUCAAAAAUCAAGCGAAAUACGCUGGUUUCUGGUGGUGUGCGGGGAACAUUACCAUGGAUGGCCCCAGAGUUGCUGAAUGGAAGCAGCACUAAGGUCUCCGAAAAGGUGGAUAUUUUCUCCUUUGGUAUUGUCUUGUGGGAGAUUCUUACCGGAGAGGAACCAUAUGCCAACAUGCACUAUGGAGCGAUUAUAGGCGGUAUUGUGAACAACACAUUGAGACCCACCAUUCCAAGUUACUGUGAUCCAGAGUGGAGGACGCUUAUGGAGCAGUGUUGGGCUCCUAAUCCUGCUGCGAGGCCAUCAUUCACAGAAAUUGCUAGUUGCUUACGAGUUAUGACUAGAGCCGCUAGCCAAACCAAAGCACAGGGUCACAAGGCAUCUAAAUGAAAACUGAACAGUUAAUUGUGUCACUUUUGCAUGAGUUGUUGAUUUGGUACGUUUAUUCAUUCAAUUAUUGACUCAUAGGUAGUGUGCACUACAUCAUAUUCGGAGCAAAGAUACAUGGUUUCCACUAUUUUCGGAAUGCUAGAGGCUCCUUUGUUACUUUCAUUCAUUUUUUGUUUUGCUGCUGAAAUUUCAAAAUUGUAGUAUAAUGUUUUGGAUACCAAAAGAGAAUGCAUACUCGGUGUUUAG